AUGAUCAUAGCUGCGUCGCACAAUACAAGCGGAUCCAGCCUCCUUUUCAAAGCUCCCAUCGCAAAGAACAUCGCCGAGAUCAAAUCUAAGCUCGCGUUCGCUGGGCUUCUUGCCUCAACGGCCCUUUCUCAGCCAGCAGACAGGCACAACUACACCACCCCCCGUCCUCCUUCCCCGAGUAUCGGCUCGGACACUACAAUAAGGGCGGCUCCGCAUCAGCUGACCACGUAUUCCGGCCAAUCAAUAGAGGUCACAUCACCAGCAAUACAAACAACAGGCAGUGCCCCGAACACCUCCGAGCCAUUGUCCUCCGUUCCGGACCCACUUUCCGAAGGCAUAAAUAUCUCCUUCGGGCAGCUCCCGAACUUGAACUCAGAUUCCUCUUUUUCUUUUGAUGAGCAGCAACAACAGCAACAGCAACAGCAACAGCAACAGCAACAGCAACAGCAACAGCAACAGCAACAGCAACAAAAAUCGUCCAAGCAUCUUGAAAAAGAAGAAAUGUCUGGCUCCGUCGCGGGUAGCGUUGGCGCUGGCGAGCAGAUGCGUCUGUCUGGUGGUUUGAGUGGAAGAGGGCAGCUUGCUGCCAGCACUGCCGGCCCCUUUGGUGGUCGCGCGAGAGGUACGUUUUUUUUUCCAUUCAUCUGUGUUAGUAGGUGUGUUUUGGAAUUCAUAUACUUUCUCUUUUCUCUUUUUUCUUUUGCUUUUCUUUUCCUUUUCUUUUCUUUUGCUUUUUGCGUUGUCUCUGCUAUGGUUGUUGCACCGGUUGAAUUUGUCUUCACUGGUAGAAACACAAGCUCUAACAUGCUUCCAGGCAUUGACAACUGGCGCCAGCGAGCGCAGUCCCCGCCCCAGCCCAGGACCGGCAAUGGUAUAUAUCUAUUCAGCCUCAAUCAUCUGAGCCAAGCUGAUCAGUAUAUAGAUACAACCUCUUCUCCUUCUCUGGGCGCGGUCCUUGCUCCCGCCAAUGGCAACUUUGCUGCUGGCCCCUCCCAGGGGUACAACCCUGGCUUCUCUUCGCCUGUUGCGCCGCGCUCUCCCACCUUGGCGUCUUUUUCUUCUGCCCCGACCCGCCCCGCCGUCCUGUCCCCUGCUGCCCGGCAGCAGUUCACUCCUUUCCCCGGCCCAUCCGCCGUCACCGGCAUCUUUUCGCCUGGCACUCCGACCAUCUCUGCCGGUCUCAGUUUUGGUGACUUUGCCGGUGGCUCCGGCUUCUCGCCCGUCGGCUUCUCUGGUGCUGCCAGCUUUGUCGACCCGUCUGGUUUCGCCUCUCUGUCGCUCUCUGACCCCGCGGCCGCCCGCCAAGGCCAGCUCGCCCAUCUGCGAAUGAUGGGUGAUGCUGGGACUGGCAAUCUUUUCUCGCCCCCGACAUCCCAGCCCCGGGGGCUGUACGGAGUCCCUUCGUCUUCUGCCGGUGGUGGUGGCUCGGCCACGACCCCAACCACGACCGCUCCCCCGGCGAUCCCCGCCCCGCGCCCCCAGAACUGGGAUCUGGCUCAGUACCAGAGCCAGUAUCUGGUCACCAUCGGCCCUGAUACCCAGGGAUACUGUUUUGUCCGCCCUGACGGCAGCCGGACCCGACUGGUGCCCGUUGACAUGCUCCCAUUCUCGCUCGUUGGGCUUCCGCCUUCGGAGAACGACAAUGACAAGCUGAUUGAGUUGGUGAUUCCCACCGGUAUGGACCGACUCUGCAAGAAUAGCAAUAUUGAGCGGGCGGUUGUUCAGGUACGUUCCAUUCUAGUGUUUAUUUACUUGCCCCUUUUCUUGUUGGGUGGAAAGAUCAAGGUCUAUUGCGACAAGUGGGUUCACGAGGGCACCUGCGCGUUCACUCAACAAGGAUGCAAGUACAAGCACGAGAUGCCUAUGGACAAGGCCACACAGCACAGUUUGGGGCUGUUUCAUGGUUUGCCUACCUGGUGGAAGAAGAGGCAGGCAGAGCUGUCUCGCGAGAGCGAGCGGGGUCCUCUGGAGCGCGGUGGGGGUGUUUCCGUUGGUGGAAGGUUUGCUACGGGCGGUUCUGGUGGCGUCACCGGCACUGGCGCUGGCGCCGGUGCUGGUGCUGAAGGUGGUCACAGACGAUAUGGUUCGAGCUGGUCGCGCUGGGACAGUGGGAGUGGUGGAAGUGGUGUGGGGAGCGCAUCUGGUAUGCGCCGCGGUUCUUCUUCUACUGGGAGUGAGUCUGGUUUCCAUUCUACCAACUGGAGAGAGCGUAACCCGGCCCCGGGGUAA
Molecule: messenger RNA, 2229 nt
Organism: Podospora anserina S mat+
Lineage: Eukaryota; Fungi; Ascomycota; Sordariomycetes; Sordariales; Podosporaceae
Exons: 2
Coding region: 1-2229 (742 amino acids)
Molecular function (GO): metal ion binding
Source: RefSeq, a predicted model, not a curated record